GCGGCUAUGCGCUACCAAUAGCCUUCUUGACAUAGGUGUAUAGGAGUACCCGAAUCUUACCUCGCUACUUGUUAGGUCCUGGAGUGUUUCAGCUGCAAGAGCGGAUCAUCAAAAAGGUCUCGGGCAAACAUGUUAUCUGUUGAUCGACCAGCACGUCAUGGUGAUCGACAACCGGAUCAGGGCAUCUUUCAACUGAUCCACGAAGUAUACAAGAUAGUGCAUGAAACGAUAGACGGUGCUUUGACAUGGGACCAGCUAACUUCGCCAGAGCUAAACUACUCCAUCGUCCGGCCGCUCACCAAAAAGCUCUCUAAGCAUAACGAUGGAUCCAUGAUCUACGUGCUCAUGGUCAACCGGAUCCGGUUCCUCCAGGUUGUAGAACACGAUCUGGCAUUCCAGGCUCUGAAUUCGACUAGGGCCAACCUCUGCGAGCUACUAUCUAUGAAGUUGCUGCGGACUUUCUCGGAAUCAGAGCUCGAGUCGGUCUCCAUACUUACCAGGCCGUAUUCCCCGUUCUCCGGAGCGCCUUCGGAGGUAUGGGACAGUAUGAGUGACGAUGAGAAGGAAGAUGUCGAGGAAGAGAUCGGGAAUGCAUUAGAGAUGGCGAUCGUAUCCUCAUCGAAACACUUUCUGGCUACACCGCUCGCCCAACGAGUGAUUGACGCAAUCCACUCCGGAGCCAUCGUCUACACCUCACGAUCGAGCCGUAGUAUCAUCAACGACACUUACGUCUCUUCGAACCGGAAACAACGUAUCGCUGACAAUCAGAGGCGGUAUUCUGCCGUGUCAACGACUCCCUCUGGAAGGAGUGUCCACGUUACCGAUGGUGACGGCGUGUAUGUUUAUGAUGCUCGAGAAGCUGGCUGGCUGGACCAUACCAGGUUGAGGGUGCCCAAAUGGAGAACAAUGAUCGAAUUCAUCAAUUUUGCUAUACUCACCGCUCUAUUCAUCUGGAAUCUGACGGCAUCACGGUCCGAAAAGCAUUUCAACCACAUCCACCUGCCAGAAAUCCUGUUUGUCAUCUACUGCCUCGGCUUCAGCUUGGACGAGCUGGCUACUACGAACGAGAACGGAUGGACAAUCUACUUCGCAAACACAUGGAACGCGUUCGAUAUCGCGUUCAUCGGCUUGUUUUUCGUGUACCUUGUCUUGAGGAUCGUCGGGCUCGCGACUAAACGGGAGGAUACCAGUGCUCUCGCCUUCGAUCUCUUGAGCAUCGGAGCCAGCAUACUCUUGCCAAGACUAUGCUUCUUCUUCAUCAAGGAUAACGUACUGAUCAUCUCGCUCAAAGCCAUGAUCUCCGACUUUAUUGGAUUUAUGGCCAUGGCCGCUGUAUGUUUCUCGGGGAUCUUGUUCACCCUAUGGACUCUAGGAAAAGAAACAUGGACUAUCAGGCGGAUUGCCUGGUUGAUGCUGCAAAUCUGGUUCGGAAGUAGCUACCUUGGCUUCUCGGAGGCUGAUUCGUUCCACCCUACGUUGGGGCCCAUUAUCAUGGUCGUCUAUGCCGCUCUGAGCAACACCUUGUUGGUUACGAUCCUGAUCUCGAUCUUGUCCAAUCGGUUUGCCGUCAUAAACUCGAAUGCGAGAGAGGAGCACAUGUUUCAGAAAGCCAUCCACACGGUGGAAGGUGUCAAGGCGGAUUACAUAUUCUCUUACCCCAUCCCCCUGAACAUGAUAGCCCUCAUAAUCAUCACACCAUUGAGCUGGAUCUUGGACGCACAUGCUUUGCAUCAAGUCAACGUAUUCGCAAUCCGCCUAGUCUACUUCCCGGUCCUCUUCGCCAUCUCCGCUUACGAGAGGUGGCGUCAGCGCCCGACUGGCCGUGGGAUCCAGCUGAGCAAGGGUACUUCCAAGAAGGCCUCGACAAGCACUACCUCGGGAGGAACGAUGUUCGAAUCAUUCCUCGGAGCCAGCACGCAAUCGACCAUUCGUGCUGUUUUCCAGCACGGCGCUGAUGUCCUGCAGAUCGAGGACUCUGCCCUGGAAACACCUGGCGGGCGGACCGACGAAGAGCAUGGGACCGAGCCACUGAGCCGGACCAAGCGGCAGGCUACCUCGAAGGCUUCCCCGCUUGGCAAGAUGAUGACAACGAGGGUCAACUUGCCAAGCACGCAGUUGGACGAAGAGGAUGCGAGGCCUGCUUCUUCCGAGAAGGUCCUCGAGAUUGCAGAUCUGCGGGCCGAGAUCAAGCGAAUGCGACAGGGAAUGGAAAGGAUGGAGGAGCUGUUGUCAAAGGCGACCUCCUGACGAUAGAGAAGGCAUUCACGAUCGCGAAAGAAGGCAGCUUACCCAUCCGUAUACAUAUUAUACCCUCCUCAUUGCGAUUGAAUCAGAAAUCCGCCUGUUUUCAGCUUGACCCUUUGAUCUGAUUUACUAAAGCAUGAG
Molecule: messenger RNA, 2385 nt
Organism: Filobasidium floriforme
Lineage: Eukaryota; Fungi; Basidiomycota; Tremellomycetes; Filobasidiales; Filobasidiaceae
Exons: 18
Coding region: 130-2247 (705 amino acids)
Source: RefSeq, a predicted model, not a curated record